Molecule: messenger RNA, 6089 nt
Organism: Vitrella brassicaformis
Lineage: Eukaryota; Vitrellaceae
Source: the annotation of a GenBank genome assembly
GGUACCUCCCUCUCACCCCCCAGCACUCAAGCGAGGCCCCCUGCCCCGCCAGCCGCCAGUGGCACUGAAACCCGGCCCGCAGCCGCCAUCAUCAUGGCCGACCGGAAGAAGCAGGCGAUGCCAUGGUCUGAGUGGGAGGGGCGGCUUAAGAAGAUGCACGACUCCAACAGCAGCUCGGACAUCGCUUCUCUCAAAGGCAUCGCAGCCAAUGAUCGAGUCACGUGGGAGGUCGGGUGCAUCCAGCGGUGUCCGGAUUGGCAGUUCCGCACAUCAGGACACUUCUUCCGCAGGGGGCAGGAGGGUGUGUGCGGCUGCGGCUAUGGGCAGGCGGCGGCCAUCGAGGCCUUCAAGGCCAAGCUCAAGGCCGGGCGCGUCGAGUUCGGCUCCACCGUCACCUUCGGCUUCGCCCCAGUCGACCUGUCGUCGUGCCCGCACAGGACCGGCGCCACCGUCGUGUCCCGCCCCUCUCUCCACCAGUACAAGACCAUCAUCGCGCUGACGGCCUUGGUGGGUGGGCGGCUGGUCGAGCGAGAGGUGCCUCCUCGCACCAAGGGCGAUCCACAGGCGGCCCAGAAGUACAAGCUCCCCGAGCAGGCACGAGAGCUGUACGACGCCAUGCUGAGGUGUCCAUGUCACGGCCACCCCCUUCUCGAGCAGGCGCAGCGCCCAGGGUGGUGGCAGAAAGAGUGGGACGACCGCAAUGGGAUGGCCAACCUGUGUGAGUGCACCAGCCACCUCGAGGCCCUGAGCCUCGUCAGGAGGGAGGGCUUGCUCGUGCAAGGAGGGGCGACGUGGAAAGGUGCGCGCGACACAGACACACGGACAGGGGCGAGUAGGGCAAGCUCUGCAUUUCUGUCUUGCCUCUGCAGCUCUCCACUCAAGGGAGUCAGGAUGGUCCCCUUCAGCCAUCGCCCCCCCUCGCCCUCUGGCCAUCGCCCCCCCUCGGCCUCUGGCGCCGCACCGCCCAACCCCAAGUAAGUCCGCGGCCACCCAUCCCAUCCCUAACCCUCUCAUUCCCUCCAUGUCUGUGUAUGUGUGUGUGUGGGUGGGUGGGUGGGUAGGUGGGUGGGGCGUUCAGGACCGUUGUCGCAUCAGAGUCCCCCGCCCGUCGCUGGUCGAGUCGCCAUUGGGCAGCCCUGUCGUCCACGCGCCCCGGCAGUACCACCAAACCCUUCACACCCACCACCCCUCCCAUCGUCAGCGAGCCCAGCAAGGCCCCCUGCCACGCCGCAGGCAGCGGCACGCCCCCCUCCCCAGCCACCCGCAGCUGCCUCAGCUGCCUCUGGCAACGGUAACAUCGAUGUGCUCACCCUGCAGCUGGCGCAGAAGAUGCAGCAGCUGAUGCAGCAGCGCAAUCUGGACCCACACCAGAUAGACGAGGUCCUGUCCAUCGGCCUGCACACCCUCGGCACCAAUGCCCCCCCUGCGCCAGCUCGCCCACCCACGCAGCAGCCCAAGCCGCACCCUGCGCUUCCCAAACGCCUCUUGCCUGACACCGACAGCAGCCCACUCAUCGGCAAGUGGACCGCCAAGGCCCUGGCCAUCUCGGACGGGGCCAAGGGCGUCCCGGUGACGGACUGGGUGCAGAGGAAGCUCAAGGGGCCGGCGAGGCAGGACGGUGGACCAGCGCCACCGUCCUUGACGCAGCUAUCCAGCAGCGGCAAGUUGGUCGAGUUCCUGCUGAAGAGCGACCAGCUGGCCGACUAUCUGCUGUUCGCCAAGCUCCCGCAGCUGCAGAUACGUCAUCUGAAGGGCACAUCGCAGAGGAGGGGCGGCAUCCAGCUGCAUCCGCAGCCAGGGCUGCCACCGAAGGAGGAGGACGGGGGCCCGUUCGACAUGGACCAGAGGGCGGGGUGGGUACCAGCCGUGCCCAUCACGUGCACCCAAUGCCCCGACCCCUUCGAGUACCUCUGCGACGACCUGUUCAUCGUCUUCCCGCCCGAUGGCACCAAGUGCCCCUGGUGCAACAUCGCUGUGCUGGCGUUCAAGGACAUGAGCAAGCAAGUGCCGCGUGUCGUCAUCCACUUCGACGGCACGUUCAAGAUCGUCGGCGUCUUGCUCUACUGCAGCACUUGCAAGAUGUCGCGCGAGAGCACCCAUCCUCGCCUAAUCAGGUGACAACCACAGGGGAGCCACACGCGCGCACAGAUCACCUCCCCCUGCCCGUGUCAUCCCCGUGUGUGUUUUCUUGCAGCACGUACCCUUCAUCGUUCCUCAGGCAGCUGCCGUGUGAUCUCCACCGCUCCAUGCUCUUCUCUCGCGAGUUGUCGGACUACAUCAUGAGGCAAGGGGGCAACAACAGCGCCAGCUUCGCACGCGUCACCGAGUACAUCCGGCAGUCCCAAAUCAGAGCGCGCAUGUCCCUUAUCGACCAGUACAACUCCCACAUUCACCAGUACCGCGCCCACUUGGCAUUGUCCCUCCCGGCACAAGUACACAGAGACAUGACAUCCCAUCGCCUUUCUCCCUCUGUUCAUCUUGCUGAUGGCCGUCAGGACGUGCCCAAGGUCGAGGACUUCAUGCCGAUGCCGACCGACGUGUCCACUCCAGUCGACUCCACCAUCAUCAGCCACUAUGUGGCGGUGGGCCUGCAGAGAGAGAGCAUGAUGAACGCACUCAUGUUGCGGCUGAAAGGCCGCAUCCUUUCACAGGACUGGAAGCACAUCAAGCAGGUCAGCAACACGUGAUGGCCCGCAUGCAUUCCCUCACCUCUGUGUCCUCUGUGUGGUGUCUGUGUGCGUCAGAUGAGGAACGCAACCCAGAAGUGCCGACUCUUCACCGUCUGCAACGAAAUAGGAUUCGUCAUCGCAUGGACAGUGACCGUAGGAGAGGGGCAGGGGGAGAUUCGGCACCUCCUGGGUUCCCUUCGUGACUACUUCGUCAAGGAAGGUGUCAAGCCGCCCAUAGCGGUACGUGCAGAGAAAGAAACGGCCCGCCGCUUGAUGUGCUCGACGUGUGUUUGAUGUGUGCGUCUUGCUGCAGGUGUACAAGGACACCGACUGCUGCCGCCAGACGGGGAUAUCCGUCUGGCAGGAGAUGUGGCCGCAAAUCCUUGAGUUGUUGGACAUCUUCCACAAGGCGCAGCGGCUGGCCAAGGCUCUGCAUCAUGGCCACCAGCUGGAGGGGGCCUUCUGGCGUGAUUGGGGAGAUGUGUGUCCGCCCCUCGCCCCCACACAAGCACACAGAAAGUUGCACACAUGAAUACCAGUCCAGCACCUCUCCAUGCAUGUCUUUGGCUGUGCAGAUCACUUGGCAGCUCAACAGUGAGGACAUCGACCUGCUGAUCAAGGCCGUCAUCCAGGAUGCCAACUACCCCGACAUCACCACCGUCUCUGCGGCCUGGACUUGGCUCAAGACUCAGGCACGGCAUCUGCUGAACAAGCACGUCCGGAGGGGCACCUUCGACCGGUUCACCUACGCGUGGAACCUGUUGACGCUCUAUGAGAAAUACCAACGUAAGCCACUUCACUCUCUCGCGACACUGAGACUUGCAUUUGUGUGUGUGUUUCGCUGUCUUGUUCCUUGCCUGUCAGCCUACUCACUGUUCAAUGACAAGGCGCCGCAUGUGUUCUAUCUCAUCAUGCGCCACGUCAUGAAUGGCUGCCUGGAGGAUCCCCCAGAUGGCGGCCUCUUCUACCAGACCGGGUCAGCCAACCACACACCUACACACACACACACAUCGAUGCAUGGAUGAAUCCCUCCCUCCUGCCCAGACCUCCCUCCACCCUCCCUCCUUCCUUCCCUCCCUCCCUCCCUCCCUCUCUUUCCCUCUCCAUCCCUUCCUCCCUCCCUCUCUGUCUAUCCCUCCCCCGCUGCCUCCCGCCCUCCUUCCCCCACAACACACAGACACACACAGCCAUGGAUGGAUGGAUGGACUCCGCUCUGUGUGUGCAGAUCCGUGCACUAUGGGACAGCGAAGAUCGAGCUUCCCAUCUAUUCCACAGCACGUGGUACGAACAAGAACGAGUCCGUCAACUCCUUUGUUAGCGCCGCCAUCCAUGGCUCUGUGAUGGGUACGUACGCCACGACAAGCGUGACUUGUUUCCACCGCAUUAGUGCCUGCCCUUCUGUUCAGGUGCCCCCCUGAUGCAAGUCAAGCUCACGCAGGCCUUCUUCGAGCACAACAUGAGCAAGUCCAAGAAGCUAGGAUUCGGCCACUUGCCUCUGGCCGACCCAUCCAUGUGUUUGGACUUCGUCGACCGUGCCUCGUCCAUGCGGCUCGCCGGCAACGGCGAUCGCCCAAAUCUAGAGGGUAUGCCAAUACACCCAGAGGCGGGCCAAUGCACCCUGGGGGAUGCCCUCACGGAUGCAGUGCCAUCGUGCCGUGCGCUCUGUCCUGUCGUGUCUCUGUGCUGUGCAGAGAUGCACAAGUUUGUGGCCAAGUUCAGCCCAGUUGACGUGAACGAGGGGCAGAACGUGGUUUUCGGCUUUCGAGAGGCCGACUUUCGAAGGCGUCAACAAGCGCAGCAGACUGCAGGUACGCGCGAAGCACUGACAUGCAGCAAAGAGACCUCGGACAGCGCAUACAGGCCUUCGGUACGAAUGUGUUGUAUGCAGAUAGUGGCCAGGGAGUGGAUGAGAUCAAUCUGCAGGCUGAUGGCGUCUUCGAGUUCGAUGUCUCGGCUCAGGAGGAGGCGCCCACGGCUGCCCUGGAGGCCUUCGAUUGCAGUGGCGACCGAGCCAUCAGCACCCGCCUCAACCACGUGGUCACGGCGCCACUCCUUCUCCAGCAGCCCUCCUCCCUCACCAAGGCCCCCACUCAGUCGCCCCAGUCGCUCGGCAAGCUGAUGGAGAAUCACAAGGCGCUCGCAGCGGACGGCAUGUGGGACGACGACCAUCUUCAGAAGGUCGUCGACUCUUCAGAGUCCUACUUGUCCUACUGCAACCGCUCCAUCCAGCAGCUGCGAGAGAAGGCCAUCCAAGCCAAGAACGGCGCUGCCAAGAAUAAGGCCAAUAAGCAGUCGGCCGCCGCCAGCAGCGAUGGCCGCAAAAGCCUGGAGAACAUGAACGCCACCGGCCCCAGCCACUACCCAGAGGUCAUGCGGCAGAUCCUCUUGCAGCUGGCCCGAAAGCAUGGUGGGUGGCGGGGGGAGAAGGGCAAGAUGGUCUUCGACGAGUUUCAAGUUAUAUAUGCCCAGGUGAGCCGCCACGUCAUGAAGGAACAAGGAUUGGUGGGCCACAUCUUUCUGUUGGUUGGUUCAGGUCAAGGCUGUCAAUCCAGAUGCCCCCCUCCGCCAGGCCUCCCUGUUCCACAUCACCGACUUCUUCAAGAACCUCCGCACGUACUGGAACAGCUGCGACCUCGCCGCGCCGCACACAGCCGCUGAGGAGGUCCCGCGAGGCAGCAAUAAGGGCCCCAGCAGGAAGCACUGCGCUCCCUACGCCGCGCACCUCAGGCAGUACCCCCACACCAGCCGCAACGUGCAGCCUGCAACCUUCUCGCCGCACGAGUCCCUCAUUUCCCCCUCCCCACUCCGGUGACCUGCAAGACCACUCACAGACAGACAGACAGACAGGCAGACAGACAGACAGGCAGGCAGGCAGGGAUGGAUGCAUGUGUGCGUGCGUGAUACCUGCUGCCUGUUCCCUCAUGCGCACGGUGGACAUCAACAGGUGGUCUGCGUGGGAGAGAUCGACACACAGGGAGUGUUUGAUUGGUUGCUGUGUUUCCCGUGCUUUCCUUCCCUGACCAUUUCCGUGGAUUUCCUGUCAUUUCCGGAGCAAUGUCCCCUUAUGCAGUCGAAGCCGGCCUAAAGGCCUUCUUGGCUCGCUUCGCUCGCCGCCUCCUCUCUCUUUCUGUUACGACCGAGGUCGCCUCGAUACACUCACCCAGUCCUCCACCUGCAUGCAGGCAGGGAAAAAGCCAGACAGACAUACAUACGAUGGAUGGAUGGAUGAAUGUGUGUGUGUGUGUGUGUGUGGCUUUUGGUAUCGCCCGAAAGGGGGUGAAGUCAACACGUGUGAAGGUCGUUCAGGUGUCGAAUCGUGCCUUCUCUGCUAGUCAGGAAUCGCUCUGCUAGGAGGGACCUUGGCCAUGCGUGGCUGCAGUGAUCGAUGACCUGCAAGACCACUCACAGACAGACAGACAG